AUGAGCCAAUUAUUCUGCAGAAGAGACACUUGGGACAAUGCGGGAUUUGUGAAUGAUUUGGAUACGCGUGUAUCGUGUUUGAAUUCGUUGUGUUCGCGCGCGGACAGCGUAAGGACGUACCGUCAGCUCGGCAGGCAGUACGCCACUGAGUGGUCGCUCCGCGUUCGCUCAGCGGAUCAAGUCACCGCGGCUCCGCAGACAAGCGGGCGUGCGCCGACCAAACCAACGCUACGGAACUUGAGGAUUCUUCAAUGUUUGUGGUGGAAUUGGGAAAAGUUGCGAAGGGGAGAACAGAAGAAGUGGGGGCAAGGGUGUGAACUGAACCUGCUCCUCCGCUUUAUGAAUUGUCGCCGAGCGCCGAGAGCCGAGUGCCGAGCGGUCACCCACUUGCGAGUUGGCGACACCAAUACCGAGUGCCGAUGUUUCGCGAUCAUAAAUAUUGAACUUGGAAAAAAUUGCAGCCCGCACUGCGGCUGCGGAUAUUUACUGUUAUUACUUGCUUGUUCCGCGACACUGAUUAAAACUCUCCUUUAUAUUUAUUUGAAACAAGAUCGUAACCGGAAAGUUCAAGGUAUAUUUCCUAAAAGUUUUUGUAACUAA
Molecule: messenger RNA, 600 nt
Organism: Spodoptera littoralis (African cotton leafworm)
Lineage: Eukaryota; Metazoa; Arthropoda; Insecta; Lepidoptera; Noctuidae
Source: the annotation of a GenBank genome assembly